Capsella rubella is the source of this 3857-nucleotide messenger RNA. Its product is annotated as protein PLASTID MOVEMENT IMPAIRED 1-RELATED 1. The coding region runs from base 155 to 3742 and encodes 1195 amino acids. The record is from RefSeq and is a predicted model, not a curated record. NCBI's taxonomy places the organism in Eukaryota, Viridiplantae, Streptophyta, Magnoliopsida, Brassicales, Brassicaceae. The transcript has 3 exons.
UUCUUCGUCUCCUCUGACGCGCCCCUCCCAUCCUCCCUAUCCACCAUUCUUCUCUUCUUCAAAGCUUCGACAAGAGACGACUUUUCUUUACUCUCUCUUUCACGCCAGAUUUUUGGUUCUUUUCUUUGGAUGCUCAGUGUUUUCAAAGUACAGAAUGAGUAAAGUUAACAGUGAGGAAUCUUCUAGUAGCCAGAAAUUGUUGAGAGAGGUUGAGACGAUAAGCGAGGCUCUGUAUGUGAAUAAGAAUCCUAGGAGUUCAGUUUCUGGUCCUAAUAAGGCUCCAACAAAACCUUUGAGUCGUAGCCAAUUGGCUGAGCCUCAGAAGGAGAAGAAAUCGUUUUGGAAUUGGCCUCUCAGAGCCCUUUCCCAUGUCCGAAAUCGUCGAUUCAAUUGUUGUUUCUCUGCCCAAGUUCAUUCCGUUGAAGGGUUACCUCCGACAUUCCAGGAUCUUUCUCUCACUGUGCACUGGAAACGUCGUGAUGAAUCUUUGAGCUCUCGUCCUGCAAAAGUUUCAAAUGGAAGAGCUGAUUUCAAGGACAAGCUGACACAUACAUGCUCGGUUUACGGAAGCAGAAGCGGACCACAUCACUCAGCUAAGUAUGAGGCUAAGCAUUUCUUGUUGUAUGUCUCUCUGGUUGGAUCUCCUGAGGUUGAUUUGGGAAAACAUCGAAUGGAUCUCACUAAGUUGCUUCCACUGACACUUGAGGAGUUGCAGGAUGAGAAAAGCUCAGGUAAGUGGUCAACAACAUUUCAGUUGACUGGAAAGGCUAAUGGUGCUACUUUAAGCAUGAGUUUUGGGUACACUGUUGUUGGGGAUACUCGUAAUCCUGCUUCAUCAGGUAGCAAUCAGAAUUUACGCAGUUCUUCAAAUGUAAAACAAACUAGUAAUAACACAGGGUUGGCAAGAACUAUCACUGCAAAGUCUAGUCCUGGGAACGGAAAGUCCACGUCUCGGCGUUAUGAUCAUGGCAUUGUUAACAAAGGAUCGCAUCCGACAUCCCAAAAUAUGGAGGAAAUUAAAGAUCUUCAUGAAGUUUUGCCCGCUGCACAAUCUGACCUGGUCAAUUCUGUUAACAUUUUGUAUCAGAAAUUUGAUGAGGAGAAGAUGGAUCCAACAACUGAGUCUCAGUUCGAAUUUGAUGUUGUCACUAAACACAUGGAACCUGUUGAGUCAGUGUCUUGUGGCAAAGAAGAUGCAAAUGCACUUCAAAGCGAGCCUCUGGUGGCCAGGAAUGAAACUGGUGAUCCUUUUGAGGAAAUAAAGAAAGCUGGCGAAGUUCCUACUGCUGGAAGUGACCAAGUUGGUACAGAAAUAUCCUUGGUAAACGGUAAUGAAACUGAUACUCCUUUUGAAGAGAUAAACAAAGCUGGUGAAGUUCCUACUGCUGUAAGUGACGAAGUUGGUACAGAAAAAUCCUUGGUAAACGGUAAUGAAACUGAUACUCCUUUUGAAGAGAUAAACAAAGCUGGUGAAGUUCCUACUGCUGUAAGUGACGAAGUUGGUACAGAAAAUUUGCCUCCACAAGAGCCCUUGGUAAAUGGAAAUGAAACUGAUGUUCUUUUUGAGGAAUUAGUGAAAGCUGGCGAAGCUACUAUUGCUAGAAGUGAAGAAGCUGUUGAGAUUGGUACAGAAAAUGUGCCUCCAGAAGAGGGGAACAAAGUUUCCCCAAAGGACGAGGAAAAUGUUGUUUCUCAAGAUGCUGAUGAGGUCAUAAACGGUGAGAGAGACUUGAAGGAAAUGAUCAUGAAAGAUCUUGAAUCAGCUUUGAAAAGUGUAGAAUUGUUGGAAGCAACGGCGUCAGAAGAUGAGGAAGAUCAAGAAAAUCAUGGAAACGGAGAUACAUGUUUUAUAACACCAAUUAAGGAACCAGCACCAUCAAGUUCAAGAGAUGUGGUUGAAUCUGUGGCAAGUGAAUUCUUAGACAUGCUAGGUAUCGAACACAGCCCUUUUGGUCUAAGUUCUGAGAGUGAACCUGAGUCCCCAAGGGAGCGCCUAUUAAGAGAGUUUGAAAUGGAAACACUAGCGGCCGGUUCUUUGUUUGAUUUUAGUAUUGAAGCUAAUGAUUCCCAAAUGGAAUUUGAUGAAAACUUUUCGAACGAGUAUGAAUCGGAUUUUGAAGAAGGUUUUGAUCUGGCAUCCCUCGUUCAUGAUAUAGAAGAAGAGUACCAAUUGGAAGCUCAAGCAAGAGUUAGUGAACCCCGGGCCAAAAUGUUGGAAGACUUGGAAACGGAAUCACUGAUGCGUGAGUGGGGUAUGAAUGAAAACACAUUUCAGAACUCUCCACCUCACAAUGGCCGUAAUGCAUUUCAUCCAGCUGAUUUUCCAAUGAAAGAGCCAUUUGAUUUGCCUCCACUUGGAGAUGGAUUGGGUCCAGUUGUGCAGACAAAGAAUGGAGGAUUCUUGCGGUCAAUGAAUCCUAUACUGUUCAGGAAUUCUAAAGCUGGAGGCAGCUUGAUCAUGCAAGUGUCAACUCCAGUGGUUGUGCCUGCUGAGAUGGGCUCUGGUAUCAUGGAGAUACUUCAGAAAUUAGCCACUGCUGGAAUUGAGAAGCUCUCUAUGCAGGCAAAUAAAGUAAUGCCGUUGGACGAUAUAACAGGGAAAACCAUGGAAGAGGUGUUGUGGGGAACUUCACCUGCAAUUGACGGUGGGGACAGGGAUCAUAUUUCAGAGCAUGAAUUUGAUGAUGCAGCUGGUUUUGUGAGGGGAGGUGAAAAACGAACAUCAUUUGCAGCUAAGCCAAAAAAGUUUGGUUCAAGCUCUGGUAACAAUAACUCUGACUCGGAGUAUGUGUCACUUGACGAUCUUGCUCCUUUGGCUAUGGAUCAGAUUGAAGCACUUUCUUUGGAAGGAUUGAGAAUACAAUCAGGAAUGUCAGAUGAGGAUGCACCCUCGGACAUCACUGCACAAUCUAUUGGAGAUAUCUCAGCCUUCCAGGGGAAAAGUGGGUGCGUUGGUCUAGAAGGUGCCGCCGGGUUACAACUUUUGGACAUAAAAGAUAAUGAAGACGAUGAUGAUGAUGGUUUGAUGGGACUCUCCUUGACUCUUGAUGAGUGGAUGAAGUUAGAUUCAGGAGACAUUGGCGACGAAGACGAAAUAAAUGAGCGAACUUCCAAAAUUUUGGCAGCCCAUCAUGCUAACCCACUAAACUUUAUCCGUAAAGGAUCGAAAGGGGAGAAAAGAAAGGGAAAAAAGGGAAGGAAAUGUGGUUUACUGGGAAAUACCUUCACCGUAGCACUAAUGGUCCAGCUCCGAGAUCCACUAAGGAACUAUGAGCCAGUAGGAGCUCCUAUGCUUUCUCUUAUCCAAGUUGAGAGAUUGUUCGUCCCUCCAAAGCCCAAAAUCUACAGCACAGUGUCAGAGCUGAGGAAAACCGAUGAAGAGGAUGAUGAAGCGGAGGCAAGUGGUGCAGUCAAAGAAGAGAAAACAAUUGAGGAACAAGGAAUCCCUCAGUACAAAAUCUCAGAGGUACACCUUACUGGUAUGAAGAGCGAGACCAAUAAAAAGCCGUGGGGAAUCACGAGUCAGCAGCAGCAGGUGCAGUCUGGUUCAAGGUGGUUGAUGGCUAAUGGAAUGGGUAAAGGGAACAGCAAGCUUCCUCUUAUGAAACCAAAACCGGGUUUGACAAAGUCUGGUGAUAAGUUGUGGAGUGUCUCUGGUUCUGGGUCUAAAUGGAAAGAGCUUGGGAAAAUGGGAAAAUUGAACACACACGUGCGAAAUCCGAAUGUAAUAAUGCCAAAAUGAAAUUAACGAAGUAGCAUGCGUCUGCUGUGUGUUUUUUGAUGCUAAGUAAAGGUAAUGUUAUGUUGUGUUGUGGAUUGUGUAGAUUCACUUCAAAUGUUGCAUCUGUUUUGUAUCA